AUGACCAUUCCGGUCUUUCGUCAGCUGAGGGACGGCAGGUUUUGCUGCUCUCCCUGUCAAUGCAAGAAGUCAAGAGGAUUUGUGGUCCAAGAAGAAAGAAGAUGUAUCUACAAGUGCAAACUUCUCGAAGGAGGAAUUACGAACGCUAAAGGUUUUCACAGGGCCGCUGAACGAACAGAAUGGAAGCUGAAAGGAACAACGCAGCGCGAGGGACACGGUGCACGCGGUGCAAUUCCUACGACGUCUCUUCCAUAGGAGCUUCACAUCGAGAUGGGCAGUAAUGGCGUUCAUUGUUAUGGGCAACCUCGUCGAACUGGUCUCGUCAACCGCAAGCAACUUUGUUACUUCUGUAUUGGUAUUACAUUCGACAAAUGAUUAGUUCAAUCACUAUUGUGUGUUCAAGUAUUGUGUACUGUGUGUACUCGUAACUCUUACAAAGUUGGAGACUAUCAUUGUCAUUUUGUCAUCACAGCAUUAUUGCAAAUUCUUGCGUAACGGUCUCUUGUUAGUUAUCUCCGAAGGCGUGAGCCAUCUCAGUUAUUAGUUGAUUACUUGUAAGAAUGAUACCAGAUAUUGUGCAGUGUGUAUUAGUUUUGCUGUUUAUUUGGGACCAUCCCAUCAUUGUACAUGAGCUGACGAAUGAACC
Cylicocyclus nassatus is the source of this 646-nucleotide messenger RNA. Lineage: Eukaryota; Metazoa; Nematoda; Chromadorea; Rhabditida; Strongylidae. The record is from the annotation of a GenBank genome assembly.